Molecule: messenger RNA, 1730 nt
Organism: Melospiza melodia melodia
Lineage: Eukaryota; Metazoa; Chordata; Aves; Passeriformes; Passerellidae
Gene: CHRND
Product: cholinergic receptor nicotinic delta subunit
Exons: 12
Coding region: 384-1655 (423 amino acids)
Biological process (GO): signal transduction; monoatomic ion transmembrane transport; chemical synaptic transmission
Cellular component (GO): neuron projection; postsynaptic membrane; plasma membrane
Molecular function (GO): transmembrane signaling receptor activity; acetylcholine-gated monoatomic cation-selective channel activity
Source: RefSeq, a predicted model, not a curated record
GCACCGCGGGCACGGCAUGGGGAGCCUGCUGCAGCAGCUGGCCCUGCUCGGGGCACUGAUGCUGUCGGGGCCCAGUAACCCCUGAGCCCCCUGGUUUGCCUGACCCCACACCCCCAGGUGGGCUCUGUGUGAACCACGAGGAGCGGCUCAUCCACCACCUGUUUGAGGAGAAGGGCUAUGACAAAGAGCUGCGCCCUGUGGUCUCCACUGACGAGGUUGUGGACGUCUACCUGGCCCUCACCCUCUCCAACCUAAUCUCACUGAAAGAGGUGGACGAGACGCUCACCACCAACGUAUGGCUCGAGCACGGCUGGACCGAUUACCGCCUGCAGUGGAACAAGUCUGAGUUUGGGGGCGUUGAGGUGCUCCGCCUGCCGCCAGACAUGCUGUGGCUGCCGGAGAUAGUCCUGGAGAACAACCGUGCCAUAACCUUGUGUCCCUGCUGGCACAGCAAUGAUGGGCUCUUCGAGGUCGCCUACUACUGCAACGUCCUCAUCUACGACACGGGCUACGUCUACUGGCUGCCCCCCGCCAUCUUCCGCAGCACCUGCCUCAUCAACGUGGACUUCUUCCCCUUCGACUGGCAGAACUGCUCCCUCAGAUUCAGGUCCCUGGCAUACAGUGCCCUGGAGAUCAACAUACACUUGAAGACAGACAGUGACCCAGACACAGGGAGGUCUUACCCAGUGGAGUGGAUCAUCAUCGACCCCGAAGGCUUCACAGAGAAUGGAGAAUGGGAAAUCAUCCACCGCCCAGCCCGCAAGAACAUCUACCCUGACAUCCCCCCGGACACCAGUGAGCACCAGGACAUCACUUUCUACCUCAUCAUCAAACGCAAGCCGCUCUUCUACGUCAUCAACAUCGUCAUACCCUGCAUCCUCAUCGCCUUCAUGGUCAUCCUCGUCUUCUACCUGCCCGCCGACAGUGGUGAGAAGAUGACCCUGGUAAUCUCAGUGCUCCUGGCCCAGUCUGUCUUCCUCCUGCUGAUCUCCCAGCGCCUGCCUGCCACUUCCCACGCCAUCCCCCUCAUCGGCAAGUACCUGCUUUUUAUCAUGCUUCUGGUGACAGCUGUGGUAAUCAUCUCCGUCGUGGUCCUCAACUUCCACUUCCGCACCCCCAGCACGCACAUCAUGUCUGACUGGGUCAGAGAGGUCUUCCUGGAGAGCCUGCCCCGGCUGCUGGGCAUGGCACAGCCGAGCGAGAGCCCGCCGGGCGCCCCCUGCAUCCGGCGCUGCAGCUCGGCCGGCUACAUCGCCAAGGCAGAGGAAUACUUCAGCGUCAAGUCCCGCAGCGAGCUCAUGUUCGAGAAGCAGUCGGAGCGGCACGGGCUCACCAGCCGCAUCACCCCGGCCCGCUUGGUGUCCCUGGGCAUGGACUCAGGCGAGGAGCAGCCCUAUGAGCACCUCAAACCCGUCAUCGACAAUGCCAACUACAUAGUCAAGCACAUGAGGGAUGAAAACAGCUACAAUGAGGAGAUCGACAACUGGAACUGCGUGGCCCGGACCCUGGACCGCCUGUGCUUCUUCCUCAUCACCCCCACGCUGGUGGUGGGCACCCUCUGGAUCUUCCUCAUGGGCAUCUACAACCACCCACCACCACUGCCCUUUGCCGGAGACCCCUACGACUACCGGGAGGAGAACAAGCGCUUCAUCUAGGGGGCCGUGGGGAUCCCAUGUGCCAGCCUCUCCCCCACCUGUCUUGGUUUGGGAAAAUAAAACUUCUUGAACUGG